AGCCCGGGCGCAGGGGGCCCCGGGUGGGUUGCAGGAUGCGCGGGCCAGGGGGCGCGGAGGAGCCGAGGGGACCGCACUGGGUGUGCGCGGGCCUGGCGCGUGCUGGAUCGGGAGUCGCGCGGAGGAGCUGGGGACACGGACGCCACCUGGCCGGCCCGGGGAACUCUGGGCGGUGGCCGGCCAUCCGAAUGGGCCUCCGGCGUCGCGCGAGCCACAGAGACUUUCAUGCAGCCUGGUGUCGAGACGUCCUUCCAUAAUCACAGUUUGAAUGAAUUAUUCCAAUUAUUUAUUAACAAUUUUAUAAAAGUAGAGAAAAAGAAUACACUAUGUCGGAUGAAAUCUUCAGCACAACUUUGGCAUAUACCAAGAGUCCAAAAGCUACCAAGAGAACUUCUUUUCAGGAUGAGCUGAUCAGAGCAAUUACAGCCCGGUCAGCCAGGCAGAGGAGUUCUGAAUACUCAGAUGACUUUGACAGCGACGAGAUUGUUUCUCUAGGCGAAUUUUCAGAUACCUCAACAGAUGAAAGUCUAGUUAGAAAAAAGACAAACGAUUUUCAUUUAUCUGACGACGAGGAGAAGAAUUCUCCAAGACUGUCUUUUUUGAAAACCAAGAACGUAAAGAGUGAUGUAUGCAGAGAGGAGCAGGAGCUCGGCCGGCACAGCGGAGGUGUGUCACCUGAAGUUCACGAUGAUGUGGCCGGGAACUCCUCUUCCAAAUCACAGAAUGAUGCUCAAGAAGGUGGACAAGAGAUCAUUGCAAUAAAGCCUAAACCCAGAGUUCUCAGCAAACGCAGCCCAUCUCUAGGGGAAAACGGCGGCAGCUGUGAGGUUGCUGGCCUUUUUAAGCCUUCACCUCGGCCCAGGAGCGUCAAAAAGAACAGCCCCACGGAGGACGGAGACAGAGCAGAUGGGCAGGAGCACCCCCCGAGUGAAGACCCUGCCCGCAGCCCUGCCCUAAAUGGCACAGAGGUGGAGACUGAGGAAGAAGGACGUUCUGGAAACCUUGAUCUUGAGCAGGACUCGCUCCUACAAAGUCUGACCUCAUCAUCCCUCAAAGAAAGCCCUGGAAAUUGCACCUCACCGGAACCUCAGGAAAAAGCAUCCAUAAAAGAUCAUGAUGGAGAACCUACCGAACUCUGGGAUUCCCUGAUAUCAAAUGAAAACGAAGAAACUUCGGUUUUGGUGAACUGUGUUUCUCCUGAACUUGAGCAAGCCGAGGCGGGUCAGGUGGCUGCUGGUGACAAUGACAAAGACAGAGCGAAGGCUGGGUUCACAGAUGACGACCUCACCACUGACCCACUGCUCUCCACGUCCCCGAGUGUCGUCACGCCCACCGAGACAGCAGAGCCAGCCAAGAAAGCAAACGAAGACCGAAACUUGAAGAAUAAAAAGACAACGAAUGGUCGAGUGUCCAGUGCCUCUGGCAGGCUGAUGACCUCUGAGUUUUUAAAGAAAUCCGGCCCCACGCGGAGAAGUCCAUCCGCAGCUACCUCUUCUCACUACCUAGGGACAUUGAAAGUCCUGGACCAGAAGCCAUCGCGGAAGCAGAGCCUGGAGCCCGACAAAGCCGAUCACAUAAGGGCGACCGUUUACCAGGAGUGGCUGGAAAAGAAAAACGUGUAUUUGCACGAAAUGCACAGGAUAAAAAGAAUUGAAAGUGAAAACUUACGGAUCCAAAAUGAGCAGAAAAGAGCUGCUAAGAGGGAGGAAGCAUUAGCAUCAUUCGAGGCCUGGAAGGCUAUGAAAGAAAAGGAAGCAAAAAAAAUAGCAGCAAAGAAGAAGUUAGAGGAAAAAAACAAGAAGAAGACAGAAGAAGAAAAUGCUGCAAGGAAAGAUGAGGCCCUGCAAGCCUUUGAGAAAUGGAAGGAGAAAAAGCUGGAGUACCUGAAAGAGAAGACCAGGAAGGAGAAAGAAUAUGAGCGAGCGAAGAAACAGAAAGAGGAGGAGACGGUCGCUGAGAAGAAGAAAGACAACUUGACUGCUUUUGAGAAAUGGAGUGAGAAAAAGGAGGCUCUUCUCAAGCAAAAGGAGAAGGAGAAAAUCAACGAGAGAAGAAAGGAAGAGCUGAAGAGAGCGGAGAAGAAAGACAAAGACAAGCAAGCCAUCAGUGAAUACGAGAAGUGGCUGGAGAAGAAAGAAAAGCAGGAAAGAAUUGAACGGAAACAAAAGAAGCGCCAUUCCUUCCUUGAAAGCGAGACCCACCCUCCGUGGAGCCCUCCGAGCAGAACUGUGUCCUCGAGAGUAUUUUGACAACUCAGGUUCUUGAUUUAUCCGUUCACCACCUUUGCCCAUGGAGUUGGAACCAUUCAUCUCGUUAUUUGUGGUUAGGAGAGUCUGUUUUAAUCGCUGCAGGAACUUCUGUGGAGCGCGCCAGAGGUGCUUUACAGUGUAGGCAGUGGAAGCAGUGUUCUCAAGUGUAGAUAAACCGCCUCAGACAAGAAGCGGUCAGAUUGCUGAGACGAUCCAGAUGCAUGAAGCUUUGUCACAUCCUAGUCAUUUUUGAAGUGGGUGGUGUGUGUCACUGAGUUCUGCGUCUUUUUAAAGCAUGGUUAGUUCCGCUGAUCGAAGGCUGCCAUCCAGAUUCCACCAUCGUAGGAAUGAUUCAGUUCAUGGAAGCGUGUGCUUCUCCAUUGGAGUUUGGGAGUUAACGGUCCCUGGGGAGUAUGUGCAGAUUAUUUUAAUUCCGCCCAGAACAGCAUCUCCGCUGGGCAGAUUGAGGCCACAGAGCUCUCGUCAAAGACCCUCGCUUUAUGGCUUAAUCUCAGUGUGCAUUGCCUGUGUGGGCCUCACCUGACAAUCAUGGGCAUUUCUGUAAUGGGUUCACUUCUGAAAUUUUCUUUCUAAAUUCCAUCUCAGUUUGCUUAUUAUUUGGUCAAAAACCAGCAAUUUGAUGGUAGUGGUGUCUUAUAUAGUAUUUUUGAAAAUUUCAUAAGGGUUCAGGGUCCUUAUCAAAAUUCUUUCCAAACUAAAGUUAUAAAGAUCAAUGAAGGUAACUCUCACCUUCUCAACUAGUUCAACUAGCCUCGAGUGCUUCAAUUGACCUCAGAAGCAGCUGAAGGAGAAAGUGACUUUCUAAAAAUACUCAAGAUUAUUUAUUUAUUUAUUUAUUUGACCUCUGCUUAUCCCUGUAUCAAAUGGUCCCAUACGUGACUGGCCAUUUCCCGAAACACCAGCUGUUGCCAGCUGCUGUAUGCAAUAAUGUGUUGCAGAGACAAUCAAUGGAAAGCAUGGUUGCUGCUGUUCCCCGAGCUCUUAUAUCAUCUCUGCUGCCUCCUGACAGAUGGAAUUUGUCAAAUAUGUAACAGCUAUUCAGGGUAGGUGUUAUUAGCUUUACUGCGCAGAUAAAAAUGCUGAGGCUAAGCAAAUCCAAAAUAACUUGCCUUAUAGCAAACAUACGAGCAGUAGGACCCAACCCUACUGUCUUCCUUGUCCUUGAGACCUGUGUGACCUCAGAGACAGUGUCUGACCUCUGAGUCAAUCAACCUUGCAAGCGCUUGUCACUCCCAAGGUGUUGAUCGUGGCUGGUGGAUGUGGUCCUUUCCCGAUGCCUCCAGAUGCUGUAUCUCCUUACUUCUAAAAUGAGGUGAGGACUCAUGGGAUCUCAGAGGUUCAUCAGACAUAGUGUUAGCAAAGCCAGCAGCUUGUGCAAGACCCAACUAUAGGAUGUGCACAAAACAGGACGUCACGAGAGGCUGUGUAGCAUUGCCAGAGCAGAGCAGAUACAAGCAAGCUAAAGUGAAGUAUUUGGAGCAUAGGACUCAGUAAAUAGCCUUUGUCAUAUUCAUUUACCUCGGUCCCCACUUGAUGGACGGGAAACCAGUGUGGGGUGAGCAGGACAGUAGUUACUUAGCACACAGUUUUAGCAUGCAGAGGAACUCAGCCUUCUGGUCCGUCUUUGAUGGACCAGUCACAGUCAAGUGCUGCCAGGAACAGAGCCCUCGGAGAAGAUGCCUGAAUACUGAUCUUUAAAGAUGGUUUCUGAAGAGAAUUACAUGACAAGUGAAGAUGUACUGAAGACCCCAAAUGUGGUUCCCUCACAUGUGAUUUAGGAUGAGUCAAUAUAGAGAGUAAAUAAUAGGGUUUUUUUUUUCCAACUUACAACAACCUGUAUUCAAUUUCUAUGGAAUUUAUCUAGUUAGAUAUAAUUGCCCCUUCUCCUGUAGUAAAAAUAAAGCAGAGAUUUGGCCAGUGAGUGAAUAUCCAAGUUUGUAAUGUGGCAGUCUGAGUUCCAGAGGGAAGACUUGAACCUGCUAAGAUUAUCUUAAUGUAUUUGCUUAUUUAAGAAAUAAGACUUGCCCAUAUUUCCGUUAAAAGUACCAAAUAUAGAUUAGUUUAUAAUAAUGAAAAAUAAAGCCAGGCGGUGGUGACGCACGCCUUUAAUCCCAGCACUCGGGAGGCAGAGGCAGGCGGAUCUUUGUGAGUUCGAGGCCAGCCUGGUCUACAAGAGCUAGUUCCAGGACAGGCUGCAAAGCUACAGAGAAACCCUGUCUCGAAAAACAAAAACAAAAAAACAAACAAAAAUAAAUAAAUAAAACUCUUACAUAAAAGUAAGUUCCAUAACAGCAAAAAGGUAUCACACAUAUCAAAAGGAAUAAUACGGUGUGGAAUAAUUUAGAUGUGGAAGAGUUGAUGUUUCCUUAAGGAAAUUGGUUAAGAACAGCUCAGAGUAACGGUAUUCCCAUAGCCUACUGUGUGUGCCACUCUUGAAGGUGCUGGUUCACUAGUUGUAGAUCGGAAAGAUAGCUCAUGUUUUCACUGUUGCCAAAGUGGUACCUCAUGGGAGCUUGACAGCCACAGUUGGAUGCCCCUUGGAGUGAUGUAGCUGUCAAUCAACCUGGACCAGACUGUUUCUGUGUUGAAUAAUCUCAUGUCCAGCAUGUUUGCCAACCUCAGAUGCCUAGUGCUCUCAUUCACGUUGACAGCAGGGCCUUUGCCUGUCAUUCUACAGCUGUGCUGGCCUCCUAAGAUGCUCACACCAACGUUGGCUAAGUGUGGUUAUUGCUCCUGUGGCUGGUUGCCGCUCUCUCCUGGUUCCCUGUCCUCCCCAGCUGUUUGGUGCUCACACUGCUCUGUAAAGUAUGAGGAAAGAGUGGCACUUCUUAAAUACAACAGUGAAAGGAAGUUUCAUAAAGUAGGGGAAGUGCAUGCUAGUCGAAAUCAUUCUCAGAAAUAAGAUAGUACAGGAAAUAAAUUUGCCUAAUUUAAUCCUGAUUCAUAGUUCAAUUGUACUGCAGUAAAAGACAUUUAAAAGCCUAUGUGUCCUCUCGACACAAAGCAAAUACCUUAUUGAUAUUCCUCAUUCCUAGUUACGCUAACUGAUAGAAUAGUGAACUGCCACGUGGGUGAUGAGCUGGAGGCUGUCCCAAGGCCUUUUGUUGUAAAAUGUCGUGUGCUACUGCUAGUUUGAAGUGUUGUGUAACCAGAAUAUGUGGAAUUCCUGGUGCUGAACUUAGGGUGUCUUUGGGAUUAUUGGGGGAGAUAUAUUUAAUGCCUGCUCCUUAGUAAUACAUUUUUGUUUCAUAAUUUAUUACAGUUAGCCACUUGUGGUUUAUUUUAUUGUUAUAAUUUAUUGGCUGCACGCCAAAGUUAAUAAAUGUGAUGUGUGCUUAUCUCUGAGCUAAAGAUGUUGAUAUCUCUUUUAUUAGAAAUGAAUAGUGGACAAGAAGUGAUUUGCAAUGUAAGAUCUGGAUGAGAAACUGAUUUUGCGGUACAGAUGGCGGGUGUGACAUAGUUGUCAAGUGAUUAGAAGACUCAGAUUCGUGAGGUCGCCAUGUUUCCAUCCCUCCGUGAUAGCUGCAGUUCCCCCGAAUCUCCCUUCGCCCGUCUUUGUUUUCUAGGGAGUGCUCUACCGUCGGUGGAUGGAAGGGGAUGAAGGGGAGAGCUCUUGCUCCUCUGGUCCCCUAGGCCUCUGUCUCGCCUCUCCCUGUCUUCUGUGUUAUCUAAGUGUACAUACAUGUAUGUAUAUGUUUAUAAUCUAUUUGAUCAUUGAAAUAAAAAUGACA
Messenger RNA from Chionomys nivalis (European snow vole), 6001 nucleotides. It is a transcript of the gene Map9, whose product is annotated as microtubule associated protein 9. NCBI's taxonomy places the organism in Eukaryota, Metazoa, Chordata, Mammalia, Rodentia, Cricetidae. Gene Ontology annotation, biological process: regulation of mitotic cytokinesis; mitotic cytokinesis; mitotic spindle assembly. Bases 327 to 2249 code for a protein of 640 amino acids. Gene Ontology annotation, cellular component: astral microtubule. The record is from RefSeq and is a predicted model, not a curated record. The transcript has 14 exons. Gene Ontology annotation, molecular function: microtubule binding.